Messenger RNA from Stylonychia lemnae, 2028 nucleotides. NCBI's taxonomy places the organism in Eukaryota, Ciliophora, Spirotrichea, Sporadotrichida, Oxytrichidae. The record is from the annotation of a GenBank genome assembly.
AUGAGUGAGUCGAGGCAGCAUAAUCUGGCCAUUCAAACUAAUACUCUUAAUGUCAAUAAAUACUCAGAACCAGGUCAAGAUGAAUACUCUACAAAUAGCACGAACGAUUAAUAGACAUCAACUCCAACCAAACUAAUAAAAGACAAAGAACUUAAAAAGAAUAAGAUAACAGUAUCUCGAAACUAUCUUUUAAUGGAUAAAGUAGAACUAGAGAAAAAUGGUAUUAUAGGAUGGAAAUUGAACCUAGCCAUGUUGUUGCGUUCUAAGGCAUACGAUCUUUUAAUGAUCAUACUAAUUGUUCUCUAUACGAUUCUAAUUUUCAUCUACUUCGCAUUUGCUGAUACAUACUUUUCAGAUGAAAGCAAUUAAGUCGUAUUUUAUAUUAUAGAGCUAUCAAUUUUGGGUAUAUUCUGUGUGGAGAUAGGAUUACAUCUUAUAGCUUUUAAGUCACUUUAUUUGAAGGAUUUUUGGAACAUCUUCGAUCUUUUCAUAAUUAUUCUGAGUUUGACUUUUGUACUUCUAGAUAUUUUUGUAGAAAAUUCAGUUUUAGAUGGAAUUUUAAAAAUAAGAGGAAUUUUUAGAUUGCUGAGAGUCUUCUUGCUAGUAAGAAAGUUAAAUACUCUUAGAGUAAAAAGACAAAUACAGCUACGCUAACUUACAGCAAAUGGAUACGAUCUUAGAUCUCCAUUGGAAAGAGUAUUAGAGAUUCUUAAUGGGCUUAGGGAUUAAUUAGACAUUGAAGAGACAAAAAUCAUACAAGAUCUUAACUACUGUAUAAAGGUUAUUUCUUCAAAUUAGCUGUAUGAGGCGAAUUUAGACUUUGAUGGCUAGUUAGAAAAUACUAAGGACAGAAAUGAGGUACAGAUGCUGCUGCAAAAUUAUUCUAAAGUUGCCAACGAAAAUUAAGAGUAAAAAAAAUAAAGAAGGAUGUCAAAAUCACCGACCAUUGGAGGAUUAAACCACUGGGAUGAUUCAAAGUUCUAAAUAACAAACGAUAAGAUUGACGAAAUGCUAGUAUUGAACGAAUAAGCCAAAGCAGAAUUAGAAAAUUUAUAAAAACUAGAGUUUAACAUCUUCAAAAUACAAGACUACACCUAAUAAAAUGAAUUAAUCACAGUUACCAGCUAUAUUUUAGCUUAGCAAAAUAUAUUCUAAACGAUUCAGCUUCAGUACAAGACCUUUAGAAAUUUCAUAAGUAAAGUAUAAAGUGGGUACAAGGAUGUAACAUAUCAUAACAAGACUCAUGCAGCUGAUCUUAGCUAGACAUUCUACUACUUCUCUCACACUUAAGGUUUAAAAGAGAAAUGCAACAUUGAUGAUGUAGAAUUCUUCAGCUUGAUAGUAGCUGGUGCUUGUCAUGAUCAUGAACAUGCUGGAUAUAAUAAUGUUUAUCUUGUCGAAACAUAAGAUACUUUGGCCUUAAGAUAUAAUGAUGUUUCAGUGCUUGAAAACCAUCACGUUGCGUCAUCGUUCGCAAUAAUGCAGGAACCUGGCAUGAAUAUCUUAGCUCACCUUUCCAAGGAGUAAUAUAAAAGAUCAAGGGCUGUAAUGAUAGGCAGUAUCCUGGGAACUGACAUGUCCAAACACUUUAGUGAGCUAGGUAAGUUCAAGACUAGAGUAGGAUCUCAAGAGUUUGAUCCAUCUGGAACCGACAAAGAUCUCACAUUAACCAUGCUUUUCCAUUUAGCUGAUAUUUCUAACUCAACAAAACCUUGGGACAUAUGCUAAAAGUGGAUAGAUUUGCUAUUCAUUGAAUUCUUCCAUUAGGGUGAUCUCGAAAGAAAUCGAGGAUCGCCUAUUAGCUACUUAAUGGACCGCCUUACUGUUAAUAUAGCUAAAGCAUAAAUCGGUUUCUUAGAUGUUAUUAUUGCUCCCUCUUAUCAAGCUGCCAAUCUAGUAAUUCCAAUUCCUUCUAAUCUUUCCAAUAUUGAAAAUAACAAGGCAACUUGGUAGACUAAAUUCGAUGAGUAUGAAGAUUAAAUGAAUAGAGAUAAGGAAAGGUUUAAACUGACAGCUCUCAAACUUUGA